This is a messenger RNA of Exaiptasia diaphana, 579 nucleotides long. RefSeq names its product equistatin. Bases 94 to 579 code for a protein of 161 amino acids. The record is from RefSeq and is a predicted model, not a curated record. Gene Ontology annotation, biological process: establishment of protein localization to extracellular region. NCBI's taxonomy places the organism in Eukaryota, Metazoa, Cnidaria, Anthozoa, Actiniaria, Aiptasiidae. The transcript is spliced from 3 exons.
UUCUGUUGGUGUGUGAACCGUUAUGGCCAGGAAAUACCUGGAACUAGAGUUAAGGGUGCAGCUUCAUGUUCACGGGCGUCAGCCGUGCCUAGUAUGUGUGUGAUGGACCAGCUACGAGCUCUCAUCUGGUCAGAACAACUUGACUCCAUAUAUGGCAUGUUCUCGUCUGCCUGUACAAAAGAUGGUCGUUAUAAGACAGUACAGUGCAAUGACGUCACAGGAUAUUGCUGGUGUGUCGACAGUAGGGGAAAUGAGCUUUGGGGUACUAGAGUCCGUGGAAAAGCACCAGAAUGCGUAAACAAUCCUAAAAACAUUACUGAGUGUACGAAGUCCUUGCAAGGAGGCCAGCAAAGAGUAGAUUACUUUAUUGGUCGCUUUGUGCCGCGUUGUGAUUCCAAUGGUGCUUACAAACCUGUACAAUGCGACCCUUCUGGCUACUGCUGGUGCGUAGAUCGAUAUGGACAAGAACUACCCAGGACUAAAGCCAAGGGAAUUCCAAAGAGCUGUGGCUUGUUUGGUAAGUUUAGUUAUACUGGUGCUAUUGAAGCUACGAUACAUGGUCUUAUCGUUAAGAUUUAA